AACUUUUACAAAAUAAACAUUCAUCUUUUCAUUAUGAAUGGCUUAGAUGGUGGGUUGAGACAAGUGUGUAAUGUUGUGUGUUCUCUUAACAUCACUGGUAUUCUUUUCCACGACUUUGUGCUAAGGAAAUUUGAAGUUUGGAGCCCUUGCUGAAUUAGCUGAGCUCUUAGUCUUAAAUGUUAGCUGAACUUUGAGCUUAUGUGAUUCUAUAUGUACACGGCUUGUGGUUGUAAGUUGAAGGGUGGAGUACCCGUUGUACUCCUAGUAAUGUUGAUUUAUGUAAAAAAGGUAUGUAAUGUUUGUGAUUCUGCUCUGCGGUAACUAGGGAUGGUCUGGAACUUUUGUAUUUUUGAUUGCUUGCGCACUUGUUUAUUAAUGAAAUUGUUUGCCAACUUGUUACUUAAUUUAAUUAAUGAAAUUGUUCGCUGAUAGAAUAUAUCUGCUUUCCUUUCAGUUCUAUUCAUUCAUUCUUAUGAAACUGGUAACAUGAAUGGAUGACAAUAUUUUUUUGUGAAAUGUUUCAGCAAGGAAAACGCCAUUGAACAAUACUCUAUACAAAAGAAAUUCCAACUUGCAUGCCUGAAAUGGAACAACACAUGCAGGUGAAAGGAUUUCUAAAGUUUGAAAUUUGGAUGUCAUACCGGAAGCUGUUGGGUCAAAGAUUGGGCUCAUGUUCUUUUGAGGAACUUCAAGAGAUUGGUAGCUAGCUAGAACAAAGCUUGAAAAACAUCAGGGCAAGAAAGGUUUGCAACCUUGAGAUUUUUGCCCUUAGGGUAAAAGUAGUUACAUUAAUGAAUCAACACAUGAUUACAAGACUUCUGCUUUUGAAGCAAAAUAAGCAUUUGUGUUACUAUCAAAAGAGCUUUUUGGGCAUAUUUAUAGAGUAUUUGCACCAUCAUUGGACCCUUAUAGACAUACGACAGCCACAUUUCCUCAUACUCGCCUCCUCGUUGGGUUAUUCUCAUAGAUAGAGCUGCAAGCCACAUUACUUUAAC
Molecule: messenger RNA, 995 nt
Organism: Rubroshorea leprosula
Lineage: Eukaryota; Viridiplantae; Streptophyta; Magnoliopsida; Malvales; Dipterocarpaceae
Source: the annotation of a GenBank genome assembly